Dentiscutata heterogama is the source of this 1777-nucleotide messenger RNA. The record is from the annotation of a GenBank genome assembly. NCBI's taxonomy places the organism in Eukaryota, Fungi, Glomeromycota, Glomeromycetes, Diversisporales, Gigasporaceae.
AUGAUUGUUGACGAAUCUGGUGAUUCCCACAAACGUGUAAAAAUAACUACUGCUUGCGAUACUUGCAGGAGGAGAAAAGUUAAAUGUGAUGGUGCUUCCCCAUGCGCCAAUUGUCAACGAGGAGGUUAUCAAUGCACGUUCUCGGAUUCGUCUUCAAAACGACCCAGAGGUCCUCCUAAAGGAUUUGUCGCAUUGAUAGAAGAUAGAUUACAUACUAUAGAAUCUCUUUUGGUUAAUCUCGUUAAUAAAGACAAUAAUAAUGAAAUUAAUAAAGAAAUCAAACGGGAAAGAGAAACAACAAUUGAAGAGACAACAACUAGUACACGACAAAGGUUCUCAACUUUUAAAAUACGACAUUAUUCCCCCUCAAAUACUAUUGCAACUACAAAUCCACAGCACCAUUUAUUCAUUCCAUCAACGCCUCCCGCGGAUGCGACUGGAUUUUCCGAAUCACCAACUUUAGUUACCACUUAUAGUGAUGAAUUAGCUAGCGAUGAUGAAGAUAUACUUCACCAAAAUUUGAUUUCUCCAAAUGACGCAAAUAGUUUACAAAGUUGUAAUCUUUCAUUUCUCAUCAAUUCAAAUCAACCUACCGGCUCUUCAUAUGUCGAUCCUCCAUUACCAACUUCUAUACCACAACUAAAUAAAGCCUUGCCUUCGGAUGUCGCUCAAACGUUAUUGGAAAAAUAUUUUAACCAUUUUCACCCAUAUUUUCCUAUUAUCAACCGAGCAAAAUUUUUCAGGAAUUUAUCAAAUCCUAAUGUCGAAGACCAGCCUUCUCCUUUGCUUCUUAAUGCUAUAUAUUCUGUUGGUGCUUUAUUUCCCCCGGCACUUCCGGAGUCUUACAGCCCGGUAACUUUUUAUGAUCGAGCACGAAAUAUGUUGGACUUUUUUAUUGAUGCACCUAGAGUGUCAACUGUUCAAGCAUUAAUACUAUUGUGUAUGGUUGACCAAGGAAAACCAACUUCGUACAGACCUCAAACUUAUUCUUCUAUGGCUAUCAGAAUGGCCCAGAGUAUGGGAUUGAAUCGAAGAAAUGGUCCUGUGUAUCAAGGCAAAGGUCGUCAAACAAAAAAACUUGUAUGGUGGGGAUGCUUCAUAGUUGAUAGGCUUAAUAGUCUUGCUACAGGAGAUCCUCUGGCAAUUAAUGAUAGAAUGUGCGACAUAGAACUUCCUUCGCCAGAUGAAGUGGAUGAUCAAGAUGAUGAUCAACAACAGUCACCUCAACAACAAAAUUCACAUAGUUCAACUUACACACAACAAAUAAACAUUUUUGUUAAUUUUAUAAGACUUGCUCGAUUAAUUGGCCAAAUAAUCGAGCAUUUACAAUCAACUUCUUGUAUGGGAAUGUCUUCAUCUUGGACUCAUCAUCUAAUGAUUUCUAACUUUGAGAAUUCACUUGGAGUCUGGCAACGGGAAUUACCUCACUAUUUACAUUACUCACCUUCACCACAACAUAUGCCACUUCCAGGACAUAUAGCUUCAAUUCAUAUGCACCAUCAGACCCUCCAUUUGAUACUUCAUUACCCUUAUAUAGCAAAUAAUAAUGCUAGACAAUCUAAUACACGAAUAUCUAAAACAUAUUUUAAAUCUUUGAAUAUUUGUACGACAGCAGCAAAUAUCAUAACACAUAUAGGAGCAAAAGCAGCAAAAGUUCACGAGAUCAAUGUCGCGUCUUCACAACGAGCGUUAGCCAUACCAUCAUACAAAAACAUUUUAAAAACGAUCAAGAUUUGUCAAUUUUAUCAGCAAAAUAACAUAAUGACAGAAUUAGCUG